Cygnus olor (mute swan) is the source of this 4902-nucleotide messenger RNA. RefSeq names its product coiled-coil domain containing 180 (gene CCDC180). Lineage: Eukaryota; Metazoa; Chordata; Aves; Anseriformes; Anatidae. The coding region runs from base 299 to 4204 and encodes 1301 amino acids. The transcript has 30 exons. The record is from RefSeq and is a predicted model, not a curated record.
AUUUUCCUGAAAAAGCACAUCGGCCUCCCUUCCCUCUGGGGAGGGGUGCCCUGUGAGGGGCUGGCGGCCCGCUCCUGACUGGGCUGGCGGCCAUGUUGCUGCGCUGCCAUGGCAACGGGGCCUGCUGCUCCUUUCCUCCUACUGCCAGCGCACGGAGCAGCCAGGGAAGGAGCAAGGAGCUGCCAGGCUGCUCCAUGAGCAGAGGCUGGAGCUGCAGGACAGGCGGGUGGAUCUGCUGCCGGGAGCGCUGAGGCCCAGAGGGUCGCUCUCCUCCCCGCUAAAUCCGAGCGCUGUCCCCAUGCAGCCGGUGGGGGCUGCGCGCCUCGUUCCCCACGGUGAAGUCUACACACAGAUCUUUGAAGAUCAGGUUCGAUUAGUACGCUCUUUGGAUGAAGCAAGGAGGAAGUCUGGGGGUUCUAUAAAGAGCAAAAGCGUCUCUCUGGUUAGGGAUUCAGAAACUUCUGAUGCAGGGCCGUUACCGUGUAACCAGCAGAAGGGGGCUGGAGGAGUGCCCUACAAAGACUUCACAGAAAAGCCAUCGCCAUGCAGGGAAGCUACGACAUUUCAAAAGGCUUGGAAAAGUGAAGAUGUAACUGCAGCUGAGGAAGUCAGAGCCCUACCUGAUUUUGUUGUUCCCGAGGAAACCAGGAGCAAUAUCUUGGAACUCCUGUCAGAACGCAGGCAAGGCCGUCAUGAUGAAGCAGUAACCUUAAUGUAUCAUGAGCUUGCUUGCAUUGCCAGGGAAAUAGAACCCAUGAUUUUGGAGCCCGGAAAAUUGUUUUUGACAAAACUGAGGGAAUCUGAUAGAAAAAUUGAAAUUCUGUUUACAAAGAUGGAGCUUGACGCUACUGUGGAAGGCUUCCCGAUUGAAGGUUUGGAAGAACUGUGGACUACCAUUCAGCAGGAAUCCUUGGCCAGAAAGAAGUGCGUAAGGGAAUUGGAUGAAACCCUAAAAAAGGUUGAAUGGAGUCGAACUGACAAAAUAACAGAUGUACUAAGGAAGUACACUGUGAUGCUGGAGGAAAUUUCCUUCUUCUUAUCAGCUGAUAUUUACAGGUUCAUGAACAAUGAGGCCAUGCUGAUUAACAGAGCACUGUUGGCUAACCAGAGGGCAAUUUCCAAGCUGUUCUUUAAUCUAAUGAAAUCAGAGAUGAAAAGGGAAUUAUCACUUCGAUUGAAAUGGCAAGACAGAGUCAAGAACUGGAAGCUCACACAAAAGAACUAUAUAGUUCUGAGUUUCAGAGAAUUUAUGGUAAAUGAAGAAAUACAGAAUCCCCCAGCUGUGAAAACAGAAAUGGAAACUAUGAUAAAUGGACAGAUUUUACUUAAUGAAAAGAGACUGGAAAUUCUGCGGCACCUUGUGUAUGACAGAAGAGAGCACAGUAACAAAGAAAACGAUUUGUUGCCUCCAGCGUGCACACAAGCUGAAGUUAAUGAAUGGUACAAUUCUUUGGUGAAUUUAAACAAAAGUAUGGAUGCCCACAAUAGGCAGUGUAUGAUGAAAAUUCGUACCCAGCAUGAGACAGUCCAGCAAAAAUGUUUGGCAGAAGUGCAGUUAUACAAGAAUAAACUGUUGAAUCUGAAUGUUUGCACACAAAAGGAGGCUGAAGAAACUGUGAAUUCUGACUUACUUCAGUGGACUGAGAAACUACAACGUCAGUUUGAAGAAGAACUGAAGAAUAUGGAUGGAGAGUUUGAGGAGCUGGCUAAACAGAAUGAGCAGAACUGUAGAGACCUGUACAGCUAUUUUCAAGAGGCCAGUAGUCUCUGGGAUGUCCAUCAACUCAAACUGUCCAAGCAGGAAGGUGAACUUCAGAAGAAACUAGAUGAAUGCAGACAGAAACGGAAUAAAUUAAUACAGAUGAUGGAAAAUAAUCUGGAUAUAAUUCUGGAUAAAAUGAGAACAGCGAGCUCUGAAAAAAAGCUGAAGAAAUCUUUGGAGAAUGCCCUUUCUUCUUUGGAUGACAUUAGAGCUAGGUAUGAGACAUUCAACAAAGUUCUGGUGGAUAAUGUAACAGCUUACCCAGAAGCUAUUUUGCAGGAAUUGAUUUCUUACAGUGUAUCUGUCAGCAAAUAUUUUAAUGUAAAAGAAAUAUUCAAACAGAACUUGGAAGGAAAGAUAGACUCCACGUUUCAAGGUCAAGUUGAGGUUCUGGAAGCUGAAAGUCUGGUGAAGCAACAAGCUGAGAGUAUUGUGCAAGAAAAUGAAGAAAAUCAGAAGAUGGAUAGCUCUCAACGACAAAAUGAAGAAACAAACAUAGCUGAGAAUGAGAUCUUUGCAUGGGAAACUAAAGAAACAGAGAAACAAGAAGAUGGGGAGAGUAUUUUUCAAGAGAGUGAUGAAACUGAUGAUACAGAACAGGGGGUGAUCUUUUCACAGGAUGUGUUCAAGAGCAGCGAGGUGAAAAUCUCUGAAAUUGCUACUGAGACUUUUUCCACUUCUAGUGGAAACAUUUACACAGUUCUUGCAGCUGAAGAAGCAGAAAAGACUGACAUCCGAGAGAUUUAUUUUAUGAAGUAUGAGGAAAAAGAAUCACUUCCUGUAUACCUGGAACAUGUACUUAUCAAAGAAACCAUACUUGUAGAGCUGAAGAAACGGAUUUGCCGCUGCUUUUUUGAACACUUGGAGAAAUGGUUUGCAGAGUCCCUAUCCAACUCCUGUGCCACUGUAGCUGCCAAGAAGGAGGAGCUGAAUUCAGAACUUCAGCAGCAUCUUCUCUUGCAUCAGCAAAGGCAGGAGAAUGUAGAGACAAAUAUCUACAAUGUUAGAGCUGCGGAACUAUUACUUCAUGAAAAGCGUCUAGAGUGCCACUGUGCAGGUGUGGUGGAAGCUCUGAACAAGGAGAGAGCUGAAUUCCUCAAACUUUGCGAUCAGCAAAAUGACAUCAUCAAAAACUUAAAUUCUCAGAUCCAUGACAUGGAAUCAGUCUUCCUCAGUGCUCCUAUGACUGAGAAGUUAGUUUCUUUCAGCAACAGUCUGCACUCAGAGCUCCUUAAUCAUCUGGAAGUCAUCCAGGUUUCCCUGAGGAGUUAUCGGAACUAUUUGGAGGAAGCUUUAGGAAAAUUAAGAGAUUCAAAUGUGGAUUUUCUCAAAGCUUGCAGAUUAUUUUGUGAAGGAGGUAAUUUUUCUUCUGAGGAGGUACAGUCUUUCAGCAAGCAUCUUCAGAAAGAAAGUAAGCGUAUUAACUCAUUUGAAAGGUUAAUCAUGGCUGAUAUGGAGAAAAUGGAAUCGAGCUGCUUGGAGCAGGCUACUGAACUUAUCAACCAGGCUGAAACGAAGUUCCGUUAUCUCUUUACGAAUCGAGUCUUUAUGGAGAAGAUCAAGCGGCUUCUGACAAAUCUACAGCUACAAAUCAAAUCAGAGGUAGCAAAUUCCAAUUUGCAGGCAGUGACAUUAAAAUCCUACCUGGAGAAACUCCAUCAGAAGAUAGAUAUUUGUGCUCACUCUACUGCAGAUAAAGAAGCUUUGACUUCUGAAGAGUUGUAUGACUUUACCAAAGUACUGUUGAAGGAACUGAAAAAGAGGAGCCAGUAUCUCAAUUGCCUGCUAGUCGAUACAAGAAGGCCGUAUGAUAAUGAGCACUUUACCCCUCCUGCAGCAGACGUUACAUUACAAGGUCCAAUUGCUGUUGCCAUUCGAACGGAGUGUCUCAGAGAUGAGAAAAUAUUGACGAUGAUGGGGCUGGAUCCUGUCAAGUUUCCUUUGUUAAAUCCAAGCAGAAUGGGAAAGUCUGCAGUUGAUGAUUUAGCAGUAAGCGUUAUCCAAAAUUUACUGGAUUUCAGAAUUAAGUCAUCCUGGAGAAAAUCUUCAGACCGAAAUCAGGACAGAAAUAUUUUCUCACAUUCAUUAGGACCAGCAAUUCUUCCCACACCGAAGAAUUCUCACUUAAACGUACCUGAUGGAGGUCCUCAGAACUCUGCUACUUACAGGUAUGCAGCUCGUGUCCCCAAGAAGUCAUCUAUUAGCAAAAGGAUGCCAAGAGGAAGCAUACAGAAAUACACUAGACCAGUUCUCAAUGAUAAGAGAUACCAAAUAUUUGGAGAGAAGCCUCCUGAAUCUGAUACUUUUAAGGGGAUUAUUAUGAAUAUUCUCUGGACAGGUAAUAACAACUUGCUCUGUCUUGCUGAGGUAAGAAAAAAAAACAAUAUUCUUCAGUCAUUUUUUGCUGUUGUAGAUCUACUGUGUCAGAUAAAUAACUUAUAACUAUAUUAUGAUGUUUGGAUGGCCAUCCAAAAACUUUCUUCACCAGUGCAUUUAAUUUUUAAAUAGUGUUUGACACAGAGUGUUUUUAAUUACAGGGUUCUUUAUAAACAUCAACUAAGCAUCCCAGAAUCUGGGGCAGUGUAAUACACAGGGACAAGCAGAAACACCCAUAUCUAGUUGCAUAGAAGAACAAUUGCAAAGGCAAGACAAUUCCAAUAUUAUUCAUUCUAAUGGCAUCAAGAGAAAAUAUCAGACUGAAAUAGCAUGAAGCUGUGACACAUACCCACCUUUCAAUAGAUUUUCCAAAUAGCCAUAAGUAUACUGAAGCAUCAUUAAAAGUAUCUAUAAUCAGAACAUUCCUUAUUAGGACUUGCUAGAUUAUAAUGCCAUCUUAAUAACUAAUAUUUGAAUACGUAUACCCAAGUUAAGAGCAGUACAGUAGUAAGAGGACUGAUAUCUUUUCAGAAUUGGCAAUUAAGCUGCACUGCAGUCUCAAAAACCCUACCCAUUCAAAGAGCAGAUAGGCAAUAAAACUAAAGCUCCUGAUACAGUGCAGGCAAAGGAAGGCAACUGAUCUCAAGAAGCUGGUUGACAGCCUUAUGUAUCCCUGCUACUGUUAUAUGUGUAGGUGUGAUUUAUUUGAAUGUGUUAUCAACCCCUUUUCUGUUUUACCUUUACCUCCUGAAAGGAGUUCUACC